Rodentolepis nana is the source of this 234-nucleotide messenger RNA. NCBI's taxonomy places the organism in Eukaryota, Metazoa, Platyhelminthes, Cestoda, Cyclophyllidea, Hymenolepididae. The record is from the annotation of a GenBank genome assembly.
AUGUCGGAUUGUAUGCAGCAGAAGGCUGUGGACGUCGCCAAGGCGGCAAUGGAUCAGUUCUCUAUUGAAAAGGACAUCGCUGCUCAUGUCAAGAAGGCCUUCGAUAGAGAAUUCGGACCCACUUGGCAUUGCAUUGUUGGUCGAAACUUUGGAAGCUAUGUAACACACGAGGCAAGGCACUUUAUCUACUUCUAUAUGGGUCAAGUCGCUAUCUUACUUUAUAAAUCUGGCUAA